Messenger RNA from Entrophospora candida, 783 nucleotides. Lineage: Eukaryota; Fungi; Glomeromycota; Glomeromycetes; Entrophosporales; Entrophosporaceae. The record is from the annotation of a GenBank genome assembly.
AUGCGUCCACCACCUCAGACUCCACAGUCACCAUCGCAUUAUCAUCACCAUAAUCAACAUAAUGUAUCGCAACUUCAUCAAGCACCAUUAUCACCAUUAUCACCAAUGAUUAAUACUAACAACAAUAAUGUUUCUCCGUUGCAUUAUCAUCCAUAUGCAGCUACUUACAAUAAUAAUAAUCAUAAUAAUCAUCAUCAUUAUCAUUCGUCAUCAGCAGCGGUAGGAGAUGGUGGAGGUGGUGGAUCGAUUCCGCAACCAUCACUAUCACAACAACAAAUGAUGAUGAUGAUGGAUCCAGCAUGUGAAUUGUUGGCAGAGAAAAGACGUAGAAACGCUGGUGCAUCUGCUAGAUUCCGUGAUCGUCGUAAGCAACGUGAACGUGAAAUGCAAGAAAAAUGUCAAUUUUUGGAGAAGCGUGUGCAGGAACUGGAAAAUAUGGAUAAUGCCAAACGAAUUGUUGAAUUGGAAAAAAGUUUGGGGGAAGCGAUCAAUGAAAAAGAAUCUGAUAAAUCAAGAAUCCGGGAACUAGAAAAAGAGGUUGAAAGACUUUCUUCAAAAUUGUGUGAUAGUAGUGAAUACGUUGAAUCUCUUACACCACCAUGUUCAUCUUCUGGUGAUUAUGAUUCAAAAGAUAGCGUAUUUGAGGAAUCAAUGAUUGCAGCAGUGACUAAAAAAACAUCAUCAGAAGCUUCCACAACAAAUUCUUUACCUACUCCAACUACUCCAGAAACUGGCCCACCUAUUCCAACAACAAAACCAGCGAGGAUAACAAAUUUCAACUGA